This is a messenger RNA of Ailuropoda melanoleuca (giant panda), 2459 nucleotides long. RefSeq names its product JNK1/MAPK8 associated membrane protein (gene JKAMP). The transcript has 7 exons. The record is from RefSeq and is a predicted model, not a curated record. NCBI's taxonomy places the organism in Eukaryota, Metazoa, Chordata, Mammalia, Carnivora, Ursidae. Gene Ontology annotation, biological process: response to unfolded protein; ERAD pathway. Gene Ontology annotation, cellular component: membrane. Bases 441 to 1187 code for a protein of 248 amino acids. Gene Ontology annotation, molecular function: ubiquitin protein ligase binding.
GUCACCGAGGUCCCGGAAGGCGUUUGUCUAAGUCCCUGCUUCUUCCCCACUGUGGCGGCUUUGGGCUCUGCCCCGGCGGGCGGCCUCCGGAUAGCGGCGCGUUCUUCUCCUUGCUCGCACCGUCUCGGGCGGGCCCUGGUCUCCUCCCCGGGUCCGGGUGGUUCGUCCCCUCUCGGGCUGCGGAGAAGACACGCCGUGGAGGGCAGGCGGGCUGUGUGCCAGGGCAAAAGGCCAGCCCUUGGUUGUGUUCGAGAGCUGUCGAUAUUCAACCAGCAUGCCUUGGACUUUACUGUGGGAAGACCCUAUUAUUUAAAAAUGGCUCAACUGAAAUAUAUGGAGAAUGUGGGGUGUGUCCAAGAGGUCAGAGAACAAAUGCGCAGAAAUAUUGUCAGCCAUGCACAGAAUCUCCAGAACUUUAUGACUGGCUGUAUCUUGGAUUUAUGGCUAUGCUUCCCCUUGUUUUACAUUGGUUCUUCAUUGAAUGGUACUCGGGGAAAAAGAGUUCCAGUGCGCUUUUCCAGCACAUCACUGCAUUAUUCGAAUGUAGUAUGGCAGCUAUUAUCACCUUACUUGUGAGUGAUCCGGUUGGCGUUCUUUAUAUCCGUUCAUGUCGAGUACUGAUGCUUUCUGACUGGUACACAAUGCUUUACAACCCAAGUCCCGAUUACAUUACCACAGUGCACUGUACUCAUGAAGCUGUUUACCCGCUAUACACCAUUGUAUUUAUCUAUUACGCAUUCUGCUUGGUAUUGAUGAUGCUGCUCCGACCCCUUCUGGUAAAGAAGAUUGCCUGUGGGUUAGGAAAGUCUGAUCGAUUUAAAAGUAUUUAUGCUGCACUUUACUUCUUCCCAAUUUUAACUGUGCUUCAGGCAGUUGGCGGAGGCCUUUUAUAUUAUGCUUUCCCGUACAUUAUAUUGGUAUUAUCUUUGGUUACUCUAGCUGUGUACAUGUCAGCUUCUGAAAUAGAGAAUUGCUAUGACCUUCUGGUGAGAAAGAAAAGACUUAUUGUUCUCUUCAGCCACUGGUUACUUCACGCCUAUGGAAUAAUCUCCAUUUCCAGAGUGGAUAAACUCGAGCAGGAUCUGCCCCUUUUGGCUUUGGUCCCCACACCAGCUCUUUUUUACUUGUUCACUGCGAAAUUUACCGAGCCUUCACGGAUACUCUCUGAAGGAGCCAAUGGACACUGAUGUAAAAUGCCAAAAAACCUAAAAAGCAUUCUUAGUAAAAAAUAUAUAUAUAUAAAAUGCAUUAAUACUUUUCUGUUGAACAUGGAAGAUUGGGUUUUUUGGCUUUUUUUUUUUUUCCUGUUUUAACAGACUUUAUGGUUAGACUUGGAAAAUACAAAAUGCUGGAGUCUGUUACACAGUAUAAUACACUACGUGCUUGAGCACCCGACACACUGCGAGCAUGUGAGGAAGCACUUCCCUCCUGCAACAAUGUAGUUAUUCUUUAGAGCAAGGUCAUGUUUCUCUAGACCUAGACAAGUAUAAUCCGAAAUCCUUAGCAUUGGCCUAGUUGUGCACGUCUGUUAUAUUUCAGUUUGUUCUUCAAGUAUAAUGAAUUACACGGACAAACAUACCUUGUGGGUCUGAUAGCAAACAUGGAAAUGAAGUAUGUUGUUUAUUGUUAUUUAUUUUUACCAAUACAGUAUUGAUUAUAAUUUAUAUAACGGGUUUUCUGUUUAUAGGUAGUUUGGUUGAAGACAUCUUCUGAUUAUUGUUUCUGUUAAGAAAAAUAAAAUGCUUAACUACAAAAAAAAUCUCAGAAAUUGACAUUUAAUUGUAUUUGGCCACAUUAAUAAUGGAAAUAAUUCAGACUAUUAAGUAGUAAGAGGAGUAUUUCAUUCCCAAAUGAAUAAAUACAUGUAUUCACAUAGUCCCUUCCUCUGUGGUCUCAUUUUUGAAGGCUCUAUAUACAGUGCCAUAUUUUAUUGAGCUUGAAACUUUUCACAUUGUGACACCUCUGAAUUAGGAUGCAUCUUACAAUUGAUGCCUUCUUAAACUAAAUACAGAAUAUGUACGACAUAUAGUUUUCCUGUGGGUAGUUAUUGAUAGGUGUGCUGUGAAUUUUAUGCUCUGAUGCCUUUAAGAGAUUCAUAUGGAACCAUGGAAGCAAAAUAAGGUUUUUUGGCACUUAACCCAAUAAUCUGACCAUUUUAUCCAUUUGCAUUGUUUAGAAGGUUAUUUACCAAUUCUGUUUAGUGGGGAUUAUGCAGGUUUGUUAAACUUAAGACAUCCAUUGACCAUUGCAAAAUAGGAAAGAAAGUGCACUCACUUUUUUUGUAGUUUUGUUUGUGCCUUUUAAAUUCACAGCAGUUGUAGCCUUGAAGUUAUUUUGUUAGUUUUUGUUAAUGUUUUUCAUAGUACAUUCAGCCACCGGGGGAUGGACUUUUUUGAUGUGACUGUGUUUCUUCUUUUCUGUAGGAGUAAAAAUAAAAUGUGAAAAUUCUGUGUAUGUCA